UACCGGGGCACGUGGAAGGGUCUGAGUGUGGCGGUCAAGACGCUGCGCUUCUCGGACCGCCUGUACGGCAACGAGCGCUCCAGGAGGGCGGCGCUGAGGGAGGCGGCCAUAUGCUGCAGCCUCCACCACCCCAACGUCGUCAGCACCUACACCUACGAACUGAAACCCGUCAGGACGGUCCUCAUGGACACGCCACCCCCGCCCCAGCCCCAGCCUGCGCCCCAACUACCCCUUCCUCGACCGCCAACCCAACCGCCACCACCAGCAGCAGCUGCAGCCCCGCCCAACACCACCUCCGCCAGCCCCACCCCCAGUGGCAACGCCAGCGGCUCCUUGCUGCCCUCCAACACCCCCAGCAGCAACACCACCGGCACCACCAGCAGCCUCAGCCAGGGCAGUGCGGCCGCUGCGGGUGCCGCUGCUACGGGGCCGGCGCAGAGCACUGCUGGCAGCAGCAGCGCCAGUGGAG
This is a messenger RNA of Astrephomene gubernaculifera, 469 nucleotides long. NCBI's taxonomy places the organism in Eukaryota, Viridiplantae, Chlorophyta, Chlorophyceae, Chlamydomonadales, Astrephomenaceae. The record is from the annotation of a GenBank genome assembly.